Suillus bovinus is the source of this 1257-nucleotide messenger RNA. RefSeq names its product quinon protein alcohol dehydrogenase-like superfamily. NCBI's taxonomy places the organism in Eukaryota, Fungi, Basidiomycota, Agaricomycetes, Boletales, Suillaceae. Gene Ontology annotation, molecular function: protein binding. Bases 1 to 1257 code for a protein of 418 amino acids. The transcript has 7 exons. The record is from RefSeq and is a predicted model, not a curated record.
AUGUCUUUUUUUGCUUCGUCACUCUGGGCAAAAGGAAAGCAACACUUCAGACAUCAAACCCGCCUUUCUACUUACGGCAGGUCCAUUCACGCCCAUGCAAUAUCUAAUGAUAGCCAGGCUCUUGCAUGCGGUGGAACCGAGGGCGUUAAACUCUGGGAUAUCAAAUCUCGAAAGAACUUACAUGCUCGACUCAUCAUCAUGAGUCCCGUGGUACGAUCAGCUGCGCUGUCUGGAUCACAACAAGACAGGGUAUGGCAGCAACCCUUUGUUAUGGAACUGGGCUGGGUUAUAUUGUAUUUUUACAUUCGUAGCCACAUAGACAUGCAGUAUCAGGAGGCCUGCGCUAGGAGGCUUGGAUCGGGCUUCGAGAUUACCUGUAUGGUGUGGGAUUCAACGUCCUCCGAAGCAAAUACACGGAUUGCAGUGGGAACAAGGGACAAGAUAGUUCAAGUCCUUGUUCUCAACCCGAAUUCACAGCUGCAGGCUGUGUUUUCGGUGAGACUCGACAACACCAUGCCAAAGUCCGUAGCAUUUUCAGAUAAUGGAUGUGUAUAUGUCUUUGGACUAUACGACGGAAACUUCAUCAAGCUGAGAGCUGAUGAUGGCGCAGUGAUAAAGGAAUACAGCUGCCAAUCGGUCAUCGGACACGCAGCAGUGAACCAGAAGAGGGGCGUGUUCGUAGUGGACAAUGCCACUGACGGUGACGAGGAACCAGUUCGAACAUUUGUGACUGCUGUUCCGAGUGUGUCCGUCCCCAAGCAGGUGGCAUUUGGGGCAGAAGGAAGAUUAGUCAUCAGGGGGAGCGACCAUGGAUCAGUGUAUGCAUUCGAGAGGAAAUCAGGGAAGGUAUUCGAGACUCUUUGCCACUCCAAUACAGGCUUGGUACAGACAAUAGCGACACACGAUGUUGACGGGCGCUGUAUAGUCGCCAGUGCUUCACCAGUGCUAGGCCGCGGAAAGGCUACAAUCAACUUAUGGUCCUAUGACUACGGCACAGUGAAGGGAACUCUAACCUCGGAACAAUACUGGUCUACAUCGCGUAUUGUUGCAUAUGUGUUCAAGAUGCUGGUUCAUUUUGGGGCCUUGGUGGUAAUCAUCUGUUUUUUGCUAACAAAUUACUUUAACACAGCGGAAACAUGGUUGGGAGACCUCACCCAACAUAUGAUAAUGACUCAAAUGCUCCCCUUUUCAGAUAAAAGCUUCUUUCGCGGUGCUAAGGUAUUCAAUGAAGUACCAGAAGCCCGAUGUAAAGAGUAG